Condylostylus longicornis is the source of this 1471-nucleotide messenger RNA. RefSeq names its product Golgi to ER traffic protein 4 homolog. The transcript is spliced from 5 exons. NCBI's taxonomy places the organism in Eukaryota, Metazoa, Arthropoda, Insecta, Diptera, Dolichopodidae. Gene Ontology annotation, cellular component: BAT3 complex; cytosol. Gene Ontology annotation, biological process: protein insertion into ER membrane. The record is from RefSeq and is a predicted model, not a curated record. The coding region runs from base 307 to 1320 and encodes 337 amino acids. Gene Ontology annotation, molecular function: protein binding.
UGACAGUUUUUGACAAUUAAAAAAAAAAACAAAUUGAAGAAAUUAUAUUGGAUAAAUUUUUAUUUUAAUUUAAAUUUUGAGGUGAUCUUUAAAUUAAAAAAUUUUAUAUAUAGAUAAUUUGCAUAAAAGUUGGAUUUUUUUUAAAAGCCACGUUAAAAUACGCAGGAGCUUCUGAAAUAGAUUUUAGAAAUAUCCAAUUAAUUUUGAUUUUUUAUUCGAUAUUGGAAGAAAAAUUUUAAGUUUCAUAGGUUCGAUAUACAACAUGAAAGAAAUUUGUAACAAUUUCUUUUUAUAGUAGCACCUAUAAUGACUGAUAAGACUAAUCGUGGAGUCAGCCGGGUCUUGUCCAAAUUAGAGGCAUCUAUUGCUGCUGGCAAUUAUUAUGAAGCACAUCAGAUGUAUAGGACUUUAUAUUUCAGAUAUAAUGCACAAAAAAAAUAUGACGAAUGCUUAGAUUUGCUUUACAGAGGAUCACUCACUUUAGUAAAUAAAGAGCAAUAUUCUAGUGGAGCAGACUUGGCUUUAUUAGUUAUUGAAACUCUUGAAAAGAAAGGGACUGAAAUUGGUGAGGACAUCGAUUUAUGGAUACAAAGGCUAGGUGUGCUUAUAAGAAAAAUAACUCCUACUACAGUUGAACGGGAAGCUAUAAUUAAUCGUGCUGUACGCUGGAGUGGUGAAGUUUCAAAAAACAAUUUAGGGAAUCCGCAAAUGCAUAAGGUAAUUGCUCAAAUAAUGUGGGCUGAAAAUAAUAUGGAACAAGCAAGACAUCACUAUUUAUUAUCACGUGAUGGUUUAAGUUGUGGGCAAAUGUUAGUUAAAUUAAGUCAAAGCAAAGGAUAUGAAAGCGAGAUCGAUUUAUUUAUAGCACAAGUUGUAUUGCAACAAUUAUGUUUAAAAGAAACUGAUACAGCAUUACAAACUUUUGAGACAUACACAAAGUAUCAUCCAAAAAUUGCGUCUAGUGAACCGCCAUUCAUAUUGCCAUUACUAAAUUUUAUAUUUUUCCUAUUGAAAACUAUUGAAGCUGGCGGUCGUUUAAUCGCUUUCAAGUCAUUAUGUGAUUUAUAUAAACCAUCAAUUGAACGUGAUCCAUCAUAUGAAAAGUAUUUACAAAAAAUUGGGGUAAUAUUCUUCGGUGUUCCAUCAACUCAACCAACUGGCGGCUUAAUGGGAGGUAUGUUUGGUGAUUUGUUUAGACUGUUUCGCGGACUUGAAGAUGAGGACGAUAAUGAUGAUGACGAUGAAAGGAACUCCACCAAUACCAGUCGAGGCAUCAAUAGAAAUAACGCAAAUAACACCAGUCCGGUCGAGCUAGAUUAGCAAUAUUGAUAAGUUUCUUAUAAAUACACACAAUAUAUUAAAAUUUAACUAAAAGUAAUAUCAGUAGAAUGUAAUUUAUGAUACAGCAAUCGAUUGAGUGUUAAUAUUAUAUUAUUUUGCUUUUUUAAAAAAAAUAAACGAUGAAACUAAU